AUGGGAUCGUAUCAGCGCGAUGACUUUCUCGCCUUCAUCCAGCGAGUCCUGGGCAAGGACUACACCCGCCUGGCGCCCGUGCUCAAGACCCUGGACGUCACGAACGCCCGGCAGCUGCGUCACGCCAUCGCCGCGCCGUACGACCCGCGCGUCGAGGGCGCGAACCUCGGCACGCGACCCGAGUUCCACCACCACCUGGGAGGACCGUGCGUGCUCAACGCGCUGCUGGCAAAGUCCGGGAGACAUCCCCCGCUCCCAACGGCGGCGUUGCGCGACCUGGCCGCGGCGACGGGGGGAGACGACGUGGACGCCGACGUCGAGGACAUGCACCCCGCGGCGUCCAUCGCGGUGUACGCGUCGACGCUCGCGGAGAGACGCGCCACCUCCGCGGAGCUCAGGGGCGUUCACGCGCGCGACAUCGCGGAGCGCCUUCACAAAUCCAAACUCUCCUCGCCGCACGCGCUCCGCCGACUCGCGCUCUCCGGAUCCGACGGCGCCCUCUCCGACGCGUCGCGCCUGCCCGAGCCCGAGUGCGUUGACCUCGGGGAACUCGCGUCGAUCGAGCUGAGGGGGGAUCCGGACGCGGUGUUGCGCGGGGAAGGGACGGCGUUCACCGCGCCGCACGGCGUUUUUCUCAGACGCGAAAAACUUGACGCCGGGACAGACUUCGAGGACAAUAAAUUCGAGACGCAUCACCCCGAGGGAUGGACCACGUUCCUCGCCUGCGCGUUCGCCAAGGCGACGGGCGGCGUCGCCAUGACGUGGUGCGAGUCGGAGCGAACCCGAUCGCGGCUGUUCCGCGCGCCAAACCCCGCGCUCACCGACCCGAACUGCGUCUCCGCGAUUUCGACGAACGAGUGGGAAAGGAAAUCGCCGUGGACCCGGCUGCUCGCGAGGCGGCCGGUUGGAUCCGCGCACGUGGACGUUCACGGACGACGGGACCCCGACGGCGGCGACGUGAGCGCGGAGAUUGGCGACGGGGACUGCGACGUGGGCGUGGGGGCGCUGGAGGCUGUGAACGUCGAGUUGGCGGACUCGCUCAGGACGGCGCUCGCGGACGGGUUGGACCGAUGUUUGGCUCGGUGGCGGAGGCGACGCGAGGCGAGGGGCGAAUUCGACAGCCCCGCGGGUGUGCGCUCGGUUUGGUGA
Micromonas commoda is the source of this 1149-nucleotide messenger RNA. RefSeq lists its product with no specific name. The record is from RefSeq and is a predicted model, not a curated record. The coding region runs from base 1 to 1149 and encodes 382 amino acids. Lineage: Eukaryota; Viridiplantae; Chlorophyta; Mamiellophyceae; Mamiellales; Mamiellaceae. The transcript has 3 exons.